GGUCACAAAGCAGGUAGUCUUUCAGGAAGAAUUAUCCAUGUAGCUUUAACGCAAAGCCACAUCUCGGAAUACAAUUGCACCGGCUGUUGAGCUGCGUUUUUCCAGCUGAGCAGUUUUGAAUUUCUUGGUUCUGCAUCAAACAAAUAAUUGGGAGCUAAUUCAGCAUGGCUGCUGAAAUGAGCGAAUGCAUUGCCAUCGGUAUCGACCUCGGAACGACGUUCAGCUGUGUGGCGGUAAUUGAGAAUGGCCGCGCAGUGGCCAUUCCUAACGAUCAAGGCAACCGAAUUACUCCCAGCAUCGUAGGCUUUUACGACGAUGAACCCGUUAUAGGAGAAGGUGCCUUGUACCAGGCAACUGUGUUUCCCGACAAAACCGUCUGCGAUGCAAAGCGCAUGCUGGGUAAAAGUUACGAUGACCCUCUCAUACAGUCCAGCCGACCGCACUGGAACUUUCAAGUUGUCAACGAAAAGGGCAAACCGAACAUACUGAUAAAUAACAGCGGCCAAUUAAUGCUGAUUCCACCGGAGCACGUAAGCGCGUUAGUUCUGAGGAAAAUGAAAGACAUGGCGGAGAUGUAUCUCCAGUGUCCCGUCUACGAUGCCGUAAUUACGGUCCCGGCCUACUUCCGGGAUGCUCAGCGCCAGGCAACAAAGGACGCGGCGGCAAUCGCCGGAUUGAACGUUCUGCAGACGAUUAACGAACCAACUGCUGCAGCGAUUGCACAUGCUAAAGAGAAACCGUAUCACAAAGCUGAGAAAGUGCUGGUGUUUGAUUUUGGUGGCGGGACACUGGAUGUGUCCAUUCUUCUAGCGGAACCCAAUAUGAAAUUCACGGUCCUAUCAACGCACGGACAUCCCCAUUUAGGGGGCGAGAUAGAUAAUAUUCUUCUUUCUUUCAUGAUUAGAGAGUACGAACAGCAGCACAUGGUUAGUCUGCGGGAUGACCUUGUGGCGAUUCAGCUUUUACGCGAAGAAUGCAGCAAAGCUAAGAUGGUGCUGAGUUUCUCCAAGUCAACAAACCUGAUUAUCCCGAACUUUACCGAAGGUCAGAGGUAUCGACGUACAUUAACACGGGACGAAUUCGAAACAAUUUGUGAGAACAUUUGGGAGGAUAUGAUAUUUCCGGUAGAAGGAGCCUUGGAGGGUGCGGACCUGAAUGCAAACGACAUUGAUUCCGUCGUCUUGGUCGGAGGUUCGAGUAGGAUUCCAAAGGUGAAAGAAGUUAUUGGUCAGUAUUUCCCAGGGAAACCAAUCCUGCAAAGCGCCCAUCCUGACGAGUCCAUUGCCUGUGGAGCAGCGAUUGUGGCUAAUAACAUCAUGGAGCUGCGUUACGGGAAAAAGCCACUGUUAUCCUUAAUUGAUGUCACUCCAUUUUCCCUGGGAAUAAAAACUCACGGAGGCGGAAUGGGAGUGUUUUUCCCAAAGAAUACGCAAAUUCCGGCGCAGCACUACCGCUUCUGUACCACUGUCACGGACUAUCAAACUUCUUUAAAGGUACAAAUUUUCGAAGGUGAAUCCACUCAGGCCACCGACAAUCGCCUACUGGGAGAAGUAGAAUUAACCGGCAUAGAUCCGGCGCCCCGUGGCACACCCAGGGUGAUCAUUACCUUUUCCAUCGAUUUCAGCGGGAUUCUGAAUGUUUCAGCCGAGGACGAGAAUAGUGGGAAACAAGUGCAAGCACAAAUCGACAACGGCCAGUACAAUUUAUCCCAAGCUGAGAUUCAACGGAUCGCUGACGGAAUAUUUGUCGGAUCGCCGGAUGAGCAAAUACAGCGGGAACGAGCGAUUUUGCUCAAGCGACUAGCCGAAUAUGUCGCGACGGUUGCCAGUGCAGUAGAGUUAAACAAAGAUAACUUAACUUCGAAGGAAACGAAUGAAAUUGGCAAAAAUGUGGAUGCGGCGAGAAAAUGGAUUAAGAGCAAUCAAGAAGCAAAGAAGACUGCUAUAAUUAUGAAACAACAAGAGGUUCACCGUUUGUUUCAAAAGGUCAUGGCACGUUUAGUCGUACUUCGGUAAACUCUCUGGAAAGUUGCUUUUUAAAUUAUUAUUUUUGGAAUUUGUGAAUCGAGUAAUUGCAGCAACCAUUAAUUACAACCAGGGUUCUUUCCUAAUAAUGUUGUUGAUAUUUUUUAUUUUGAAAGAUCGAUAUGUUUUUUGCUGCAGCAAACGUAGAAGCAAAUAACUUGUGUAUAACUUUACAGUUCGUUAGACUUACAGCCUUGAAUAUGAUAUGCUCGGAAACAGUCACAGGGAUGUUAUUAAUUUUAUUAAUUUUCAGCUACUACUCUGUACUGCAGCAGCUUGCUCAUAAAUUACAAGUACGUUUACUCCGGGUGCCGGCUGCUACCGGUCUGACAUUCACCAUUAGCCGGCAAUCAUAAUCAA
Molecule: messenger RNA, 2384 nt
Organism: Paramacrobiotus metropolitanus
Lineage: Eukaryota; Metazoa; Tardigrada; Eutardigrada; Parachela; Macrobiotidae
Product: heat shock 70 kDa protein-like
Biological process (GO): cellular response to unfolded protein; protein refolding
Cellular component (GO): cytoplasm
Molecular function (GO): heat shock protein binding; misfolded protein binding; ATP binding
Source: RefSeq, a predicted model, not a curated record